UAUACAACUCAAAAAUGAUAUCUCGACAUAUUGUUUCAGAGAACAUGGCAUUAUUCAAUUCGGUUAUACUGUUGACCUUUGUUGGUAGCACCCUUGUAACAUCUUGCAAGGGUCUUCUUCCGGUGUCGCCUAACCGUUCCGGAUGUUGCAAUGUGAUAAAGUGGGAAGAGAUUUUUACCAAUAGUAAAGUGGGAAGAGAUCACCAAGCAUCAGUUAUUCCUCUCGAACAUUGGGGAAAUAAAAGCUACUGGAUAGGCUCCAGCUUUCAGGCUACUUGGUUUGGAGCAAUAGACUUUUGCUCUCAAAUGCAUAUGCAGUUACUUACCAUCAACUCAGCAGAAGAAAAUGAAGCAAUUUUCGGAUAUAUAAAAGAGGCCAAGAAAGGUUUUGAAUAUUGGACAGCAGGUACCAGACUAGUCGACGAAAGUAAGUGGGUAUGGUUCCCCUAUGGCGAUUUAGUAAAUUACACAAAUUGGUCGAAAGGUCAACCCGAUCAUAGAAAUGGAGAAAAAUGUUUACAAGUUUGAAAAGCUGAUAAAAACUUACAGUGGAAUAACAGAGCAUGCGAUGUCCGCUUUCAUUUCAUUUGCGAAAGAUACGACUGUCAAAAUUAGGCAAAACUACCGUCAAGAUUGUAAUGUCCUUGAAAGUAAUAAAUAAACAUUAGCAUUACCAGUA
Molecule: messenger RNA, 678 nt
Organism: Diabrotica virgifera virgifera (western corn rootworm)
Lineage: Eukaryota; Metazoa; Arthropoda; Insecta; Coleoptera; Chrysomelidae
Product: perlucin-like
Exons: 4
Coding region: 15-527 (170 amino acids)
Biological process (GO): biological process involved in interspecies interaction between organisms
Cellular component (GO): external side of plasma membrane
Molecular function (GO): carbohydrate binding
Source: RefSeq, a predicted model, not a curated record